UGGGACGAUGAUUCACUGUUUGCCAAUAUUAAUGUUGAAACUGUAGGCGUUAUUUUAUUGAAAAGCUGCAUUCGAUUUGUGGAGUUUGAUUUUAAAGCACGUUUUUAUUUCAAAUUGAAAAUGGCUCAAUUCAUUGGAAAAUGGAAAGGUGACGGUACCUCAUACAAAAAUUAUGAUACAUUCGCUAAGGAAUCAGGUCUUACUGAUGAACUGAUUGAAAAGUUUAGAAAUGCAAAGAAUACUGUCGAAUUCAAACGUGACGGGGAGUAUUGGGUUUUGGAUACAUGUAGCGAUGUUACACCAAACAAAUCUUAUAAAUUCAAGCCUUUAGAGGAGGUUGUUACAACUGGUCCAAUGGGAAAAGGUGUUAAGUUUACAGUAACCAUUGAUUCUGACAGUAAAAUGACAAUGAAAGAACAAAGUGAAUUGAUGGGAUGGAAAUCAAUUACAGUUGUAAGGGAAAUAAAGGGAGAUAAAAUGAUUGCAACAAUGCUUCUUGAGAGUGGAACUGAAAUGACAGCUGAGAUGACAAGAUGUUGACAGAACAUUAAUGUUUAUGAAUGUCUCUGAUCUUUGUGUAAUUAUAGACGUGACUAUUCAAGUGAUGGCUGUGUUCUUCAAUCCGGUUGAAUAUCAAUAUAGUCGCGUACAAUAUUGUAAUCUAUCCAUUUGAACAUUACGAAACACAGAAAUCAAUAAGAUAGCUAGUAAAUGAAUAAAAAAUGAACCUAAACAGUU
Mytilus trossulus (common blue mussel) is the source of this 738-nucleotide messenger RNA. Its product is annotated as gastrotropin-like. Lineage: Eukaryota; Metazoa; Mollusca; Bivalvia; Mytilida; Mytilidae. The transcript has 4 exons. The coding region runs from base 121 to 540 and encodes 139 amino acids. The record is from RefSeq and is a predicted model, not a curated record.